UCCAGACGCAGACAGACGCUAGACGCCCGAAUCCGCAUGAAUAUUACGCGUCGCCGCUACACCGAAAGACUCACGCUUUGUUUAUGGUGCGAAUCUACAGAGUGAUUUACAAACAUAUGACAGUUGAUAGUUUUUAUGGAGAAAAGGAAAUACAGUGAUGUGAUUUGGUGAUAAUAUUUGGAAAUAUGACUGCGGUCUGGAUAUCGGAAGUGAUUUUGGUAUUAAGUGUUUUGUUUGGAGAUGUGAUAUCCGUAAAGAACGUUCUCUUGACAAUCGAACCCAGGGUAGUGCAAAAAGGAACAAGCUCCACAUUGAGGUGUUCUUUUGACCUUCAGGAUGAGUCGUUGUAUUCGGUGAAGUGGUAUAGAGGGCGCCACGAAUUCUAUAGGUUCACUCCCAGUGAACAACCCAACAGUAAAAAGAUAUUUAAAUUUAAAGGAAUUAAUGUUGAUAGGGAAGCAUCAAAUUCAACACAAGUUGUUCUUCGAGAUAUCGAUUUCAAUUUGUCAGGAAACUUCAUGUGCGAAGUAACCACUGACGCUACACAUCUAACCACUGGUGCUGACACUAAAGCUAUGCUAGUAGUGGAAUUACCAGAAUACCCUCCAACAAUCAGCGUAACCGGUGAACCGUUGGACUACGGGGAUAUAUUGCGGGCCAAUUGUUCGUGUUCGCCUUCUAGGCCCAAAACCUCGCUGACGUUUUUUCUCAACAAUUAUACGGUUGCCCAUACGGAACCACUCAGUCCCCAUCAGUACCAAGAAUCAGCUUGGAGCGAUCUGUCUUUAGAGAUCAGAUUAUACGAGGAACAUUUUAACGAUGGUCGGUUGAUUCUGCGAUGCGUUGCAGAUAUCGAAGAAAUUUACCAUGUAGAGGCUGUGCUCAAGUUAGGCAGUGUUCGUGAUCCCGUCCCAGAAAGAGUGAGUGCUUAUAAUAGAAGCGUAUCCACAGCAUCACUGCAAUUAUUAUUUCUUAACAUGUUUGUUUUUGUCAAUAUUCUACUAGUGUUAAGUUAGGACAAACAUAAUGAAUUGUAUGUAAGAGAAAUAUAUUAAAUUCUAAUUUUGUGCACUAGGUCUGGACUCUAUUUACUUGCAAGCACAUGAAAUUUUAGACUAGCAAAAUUAACUGAUGAAUUAAAAUAUUUCCAUGAAAAAUAAUGCAAAAUAUUGUCAUUUGAAGCAAUACUCAAUAAAUAGCAUAUUAAGGCCUCCGAGUUGUGGAAGUUUUUUUUAAAUAUAAGAAACAAUAAAUUUUUAAUAUAAGGAGAGUAAAUACUAAAAGUGAUAUAAGGUAAAUAUACGCCUGGAUCCCGCGUACCAAAUAAAGUUGAUUAAUAGCAAGCUGAAAAUUUGUUAAUAGCUUAACGGUGUCUAGUCGGACAAAAGUUGAUGUAUGGGAACACUGGAGCAGGGAAAGUUUUAAUUGUGGAACGUGUCAUCCUGACAUGUUUAUGAUUGUGAAAACUAACAGGUUGUUUUUAAGUUUAUUAAAUAGCAAACUUUAUAUAAUAUAUAAAAAAAAUAUUUUUCCGACAAAUGUGUUGGGCAUUCUAAAGUGCAAGACGUAGAACAUGUCAAAUAACAGAAAUUAUGUUGGUGGUAAAUAGCAGUCUGAUUUUUGCAUGAGAGUUUAAGGGGAUGGGUACGAACUUUCGGCUUCAAUGCUAUUUAAAUGGGAUUCAUUUUUUUCGAAUCAUGAAAAAACUAAUAAGUAUUUUUAAAAAAAUUUAAACGCAGAAUGAAAGAUUUCGUUAUUACCGAGGGCAGAAAGUCUCUGAAAACUUCUAUAAUGUUUAUUUUAAUCAGUUACAGGGGUGAAAAACUAAGACAAAAUUUAGUGUGACAUUUAAUUAGAAAUAUCUCAUUCAAAAGAAACUUUUUAUUCAUUCUAAGUGAUUUUCGGCCCUCGGUAAUAGCUAAAGUAAUCUUUCAUUCUGCGUAUAAAUUUUUCAAAAAUACUUAUUAGUUUUCUCAGGAUUUGACAAAAAUUAUUACAUUUAAAAUACAUUGAAAAUUUUGACAUACGUCAAAAUGUUCCUUUCCUCUUAAUGAAAGGUUAACAAAUCAAUUGGAAGUUCUGUCCGACUAAAUACAUGGGACGUUUUCGUAGUCUGACGUUCCAAACCUGUAACCUGUUCCACAAUUAAAAUUUCCACUUUUCCAGUGUUCCCGCACAUCAAAGUUUGUCCGACUAGACACCGUUAAGCUAUUACCAAAUUUUCAGCUUGCUAUUAACAAAUUUUUUUUUGUACUCGGGAUCCGGGCCUAAUAUUCCUAUAUAUUUUUUAGCAAAUUGUAAAACUUGUAUCUAACAAUUACACUUUGGUAGACAAGUACUUUAUGAGACCCUAAGAAAGUCUUAGACCUUAUAUAUCAACAUUAUCAGCAUAUUUUAAGGCCAUUGCAAGACAUAGGUCUCCCCUGUUUGUAUUCAGAGUGCACGGUCUGUGCAGUAUGGAACUCAUCUCCAUUUGGAUCUGCAAGUGCUUGUCUUGCUAUGUUGCUGUGAUCUUUACUUAAAGAAUGGCCAAUCCAUUUAAACAAUUUUUUUCUUGACUGUAGUAGAUAUGUUAGUUUGCUUUGUUCUUCCCCAUAGUUUUUUAUUAGUUAUUCUGUUGGACUAGUACCUUUUCAAGAUUUUUCAUAAAGAUUUCCUUACGAAAGUUUUCAGUUUUUUAGUUGUACUUUCGUCGUUUUUCCAUGUUUCUGGUCCAUAGAGUAGAAUACUUUUAGUUUUCCAAAUUAUAUUUAAAGCGUUGAAUGCAUAUUGAGCUUUUAUUAUUUUCGUCUGUAAUCCUUUUUACACCCCCGCUCCUUUCCAUGACUGAUCACAAAUAUAUGAACUUGCCUACCUCUUCUAAUUUCUUACCGUUCACCAUUAUUUUAUUAUUUGGGUAGUUAACAUUUUUAACCGUUGGUUUUCUCUGUGUUUAUUCGAAGUCCGAUUGGAGUACUGUGGUAAUUUGUCAAUUUUUGAUUGUAUGAUUUUUCUGUACAGUUAGCUGGCCGAUGUUAUCCACAUAUUCAAGAUCUUCUAACUGAAUAUAUUCCACCUUAUGCCUGUUUGAUAGUCAGUUACUUUUCUCAUGAGUUCUAAUGAAUUCGCUGGUAAUCAUUGCCUAUACAAGCUUGCUUUCCGAGGAUAUUCUAUACAAAAAGAAAAUAAAGUAGGUACAAUAAGUAUAUAAAAUCUUCUUGAACUUUUUAGUCUUUUUUAAAUAUUUUAACCUUUAUAAACUAGGAAUAUAAUUUCUCUAACAUAUCUGAAAAAUACAUUACUUGAAAUAUUCGUUUGUAAAAUUUAAAAAAAUCUUACUUCCUCUCCCAUUAUGACACAUAAAACGGGAAGUUAUAUUUUUUAAAGAAGACAGCUUUAAGCCAUUCUUUUAAAACGGAGCCAUUUUGUAAACUUUUUACUUCCUCUAUAAAAGUUAUUAAGAACUGUACAAAGUCAUACUAAUUCCAUUGUUUCAAAACUCAAGUUAAUAUAACAGGAAUUUCUCAAUAUAUUACGUAUUUCGUUUAAUUUCGCCUGCUUCACUGAAGCUCCUGCUGUGGAACUGUUCUUAAAUUAUAAACUUAAUUACUAAUGUCACGGAAAAAGUUGAGCAGUAACUUUGGUAGCGCUUGCACACAGUGAAUAGUUCAGACCUAGUUAAAUAUUUUAAUUAGAUAUAUAAAGUUUGUUACAGAAAAUCGAAAUUAAUAUUUGUUUCUAAAAUAAAUUUUUACAAAUUAUCAAA
Diabrotica virgifera virgifera (western corn rootworm) is the source of this 3745-nucleotide messenger RNA. RefSeq lists its product as uncharacterized. Bases 186 to 1016 code for a protein of 276 amino acids. The record is from RefSeq and is a predicted model, not a curated record. The transcript has 6 exons. NCBI's taxonomy places the organism in Eukaryota, Metazoa, Arthropoda, Insecta, Coleoptera, Chrysomelidae.